AGGAUCUGGUGGAUCUGACCAUCUGCUGCAGGAAACCUCGACACCACAUGACGCCGUCUGUCUGCCGGAGGCGAGGCUGCUGCUUUAUGCUGACAGAGCAGUGAUGUCAUCAGGGGGAGGAGCCUCCAACACAUUAAAAUGUCUAUACACACUCAUUAUCCCCCAUGAUCACUGCUGCCCUGCUUGGCUUCACAGUGACGUCAGUCUGACACAUUAAUUCAUUAAUUUAUCAAUCAGUGAAUCACAUGAUGCCACGCAGUCGCUGAGAAUCACCAUGACAACUGCAUUCAGCAGCCAAUCAGCACGCAGCAGCAGGAUUCCAACAGUCAGCUGAUUUUUACUACCACCAGCUGAAAAACAACAACAGUGUGAACAGCUGAUCACAGAGUGCAGGAAACAAGAAACAACCUGCUCAGAUAAGCCCCUCCCACCACCUGACAGACGUGUUCAGUUCGAAAACGUUUUGCCAGGUUUGCUGCAGUGAAACGAUGCGAACGUGCUCUAAGCAGGUCGGUUUGGGGAUUUCUCCUCUUCUGGCCGCUCAGCGAAGAUGUCACUGCAAGGAGGGCGGGGCUUCACGGCGAGCAGCAGGAGGGUUAUGGAUUACUGAUUACUGAGGUAAGAGAUAUGAAAGCUGUCAAAGGUCACAGUGGGACACAGACAGAAACAAAGACGACAACUGAGAGAAUAUACGAACCACCUUCAACAGAACGCCUGUCCAGGUCAAACAAGCAAGAACCAGACACCUUCAACCGACCCAAGGACAAAGAACCAGACACCUUCAACUGAACCAAAGAACAGGAACCAGAUACCUUCAACUGAACCGAGGACAAAGAACCAGACACCUUCAACCGACCCAAGGACAAAGAACCAGACACCUUCAACUGAACCAAAGAACAGGAACCAGAUACCUUCAACUGAACCAAAGAACAGGAACCAGAUACCUUCAACUGAAUCGAGGACAAAGAACCAGACACCUUCAACUGAACCAAAGACCAGGAACCAGACACCUUCAACUGAACCAAAGAACAGGAACCAGAUACCUUCAACUGAACUGAGGACAAAGAACCAGACACCUUCAACCGACCCAAGGACAAAGAACCAGACACCUUCAACUGAACCAGAGAACAGGAACCAGAUACCUUCAACUGACCCAAGGACAAAGAACCAGACACCUUCAACUGAACCAAAGACCAGGAACCAGAUACCUUCAACUGAACCAAAGACCAGGAACCAGACACCUUCAACUGACCCGAGGACAAAGAACCAGACACCUUCAACUGAACCAAAGACCAGGAACCAGACAUCUUCAACUGAACCAAGGACAAAGAACCAGACACCUUCAACUGAACCAAAGACCAGGAACCAGACACCUUCAACUGAACCAAAGACCAGGAAUCAGACAUCUUCAACUGAACCAAAGACCAGGAAUCAGACACCUUCAACUGAACCAAAGACCAGGAACCAGACACCUUCAACUGAAGCAAAGACCAGGAACCAGACACCUUCAACUGACCCAAGGACAAAGAACCAGACACCUUCAACUGACCCGAGGACCAGGAACCAGACACCCACCUUCAACUGAACCAAAGACCAAGAACCAGACAUCAUCAACUGAACCGAGGACAAAGAACCAAACACCUCAACACACACAGCCUUUUAUGCACAAAGUGACUGUGCACCUGGAGGUGAACCCGAGAGAGAAGCAGCAGAAUAAGAAGUCAGGAACAAGUGAAAACAGUCAGUCAUUAAACAGAACACAGAAAUGUACAGGUAACCCUCCCAGGUGAGUGUGGGACAGCAGCUGGUGAUGAGUCCAUCAGAACACAACACUGGUUCUCCUGCUGAUGUUCCUUCUCGAGCACUGCAUUGGAGAACGCUAGAUAGCUUUGUUUGUGUUUGGGAGUGCGGUCUUUAGGGUGGACCAGGAUCUGCCUUAGCGUGUUCUUGGGUUUAAAACCACACGCAUGUGGUGUUUGUUGAAAGUCCCCCUGAUUUUCUCUGGUGCUCCAGACACAUAUGGAAUCACAAUCUUGUUGUUGCGUUUACUGGUCCACCCUUAAGACCACAAACCCAAACACAAGAAAAGCAAUCUAGUGUAUGCGGUCCAGGAUUCUGUCUCCAGAUUUCAUUUGCAGCCUGUAGACCAGUUUGUUCCAGGGUCCACCGGUCUAACUGACUCCACGUAGUGGCUCCAGAUACUGCAGGCUGCUCCCGAACGCAGCAGUUUCUGGAUCUUGUGCUUUGCACCUGAUGCAGAAGACAGUCUGGUCUGUCAUGAGACCUGCAGCUCUGUUGUUCUCCGCUGAUGUUUCUUUUGAUUCUCCUCCAGGUUCCACUCUGCUGGAUCUGCUGCUGGUUCUGCUGCUGGAUCUCUGGGUGAGUGGCCAUGCAGGGAAGAACAGGAACCUUCAGUGGACAUUGCAGGUUUAAGCUCCACCAAUGCCGUCGCUCCCUCUCCUCCCCUUCCCCUCCUCCCGAGCUCCCCAGACUCCAUUACCCAGCAGGCAGCGGGAGCAGGAAGUACAGGACAGGGCAGGAGGCGGGACAGAUGAGCUCGUUUCAGAUCAACCGCAUCUUAAAGGCCAACGAAUACAGCCACGCCCUCCCAAGUGGCCCCGCCUCCCAUGGUGUCCUGGAUUUCCAUAGCAACAUGUUGCCAUCCAACCGCCCCGGCGAGGACCGUAGGAGCAACGCCACCUGCCUUCAGGGCCGUGGCGGCGUGCUGUUUGGCGUGUUUGACGGCCACGCGGGGGCGGUGUGCGCGCACGCCGUCAGCCAGAGGCUCUUCUACUACGUCGCCGUGGCAACGCUGCCGCUGAAGACGCUGGCGGAGCUCGAACAGGCGGUGGAGGAGGAACGGGCUGUACCGCCGCUGCUGGAGUGGCACAACCACCCCCAAGACCACAACUGCCCCGACGGAGGAGCGAUCUCCUUCCACAGCCUCCGGAACUACUGGCAGGAGAGGCUGGAGGACGAGGACGAGCACGAGGACGAGGAUGGCGGCAGGGUGACAUCAGCAAUGGUCAACGCUUUCCGCCGUCUUGACUACGACCUUUCUGUGGAGGCCCAGGUCCACCUGUUCAUGUCCUCACCCAGGCGGGUGUCUCUCCCCGGGGAGGCGUUGUCUCCGGCCUCCCCUCUCCGGGUGGCGAUGUCUGGCUGCACGGCCUGCGUCGCCCACAUCUCCAACGGGGUCCUGCAUGUGGCCAACCUGGGCGACAGCCGGGCCGUCCUGGGCGUCCAGGAACCCAACGGCCGCUGGUCAGCGGUCAGCCUCACCAAUGACCACAACGCGCAGAACCCAGACGAGCUGCAAAGGGUUCUGGGAGAACACCCGUCGUCGGAGUGGAGGACGGUGGUCCGCCAUGACCGCCUGCUGGGUCUGCUGCUGCCCUUUAGGGCGUUUGGCAACGUCCGCUUCAAAUGGAGCCCAGAGAUGCUGAGCCGAAUCUACGAAACACGACCGGAUGUCCUGUCUGCGGUCAGCGAGGCGGUCCGGACACCGCCGCCACACUAUCUGACCCCACCGUACCUGACCGCCCAGCCGGAAGUCACACGACACCGGAUCAGACCCGCUGACAAGUUCCUGGUCCUGGCGACUGACGGACUGUGGGAGCUGAUGCACCGACAGGCGGUCGUCCAGCUGGUGGGGGAUCAACUGACAGGCCUUCAGCAGCAGAGACCCAUAAUUCCCGGCGUGGGCACGACGCUGGGUGGCCUGCAGCGCCUCCUGCUGGAGAGGAGGGGACGGGUCAUGUCGGUGCUGGAGGACCAGAACGCUGCCACCCACCUGCUCCGCCACGCCCUGGGGGAUGAUGGGUACGGAGCGGUGGCACCAAACCGUCUGGCCAAGAUGCUGAGCCUGCCGGCAGAGCUGGCCCGGAGGUACCGCGAUGACAUCACCAUCACCGUCAUCCACCUGAAUGAACCAGACCUUUAACCAGAACACCUGCUCAGCUACCUGCUGGUGACAGAACAGAAACCUUUCCUCUGAACUCUGCUGCCCAUCUCUGCUUCUCUUUGACUUUUAAUAAGAAUUAACUCUGGGUUCGGUAGCUGAUGUUGUUUUUCCUCCAAAUGAAGACGUUUCUAUUAUUUUGUCCACCCCAUUUUUUAACUGAGGGUGAACUAAAUAACAGAAAGAGUGUGACACAGCAGCACCAACUCCCUCCUCCUCUACCUCGGGAUGCAGAGCUGCAGAGACAACGCAGAGCAGACAGACGCAUGCAGCGUUUAACUCUGAGCAGAGAGGGGAGAGACGUCACUGUCAAGAGUGUCCCUGAGUGAAACCCUGUAGCUGUGUGUUCGGGGGCAUGGUCACUUGUCCCCCCCCACCACCUAUAUCUUAUCACCACAUGUGUAAUAUAAUAAAUCCAUAAAGACGC
Molecule: messenger RNA, 4388 nt
Organism: Micropterus dolomieu (smallmouth bass)
Lineage: Eukaryota; Metazoa; Chordata; Actinopteri; Centrarchiformes; Centrarchidae
Product: pyruvate dehydrogenase [acetyl-transferring]-phosphatase 1, mitochondrial-like
Exons: 7
Coding region: 2390-3943 (517 amino acids)
Biological process (GO): protein dephosphorylation
Molecular function (GO): protein serine/threonine phosphatase activity; cation binding
Source: RefSeq, a predicted model, not a curated record